AAAAUGCUGACCAAGCCGAGCAUUUUUUGGGGGUCUGUGUAGUUUGGACAAGCGGCCCAUUAGCAUUUUCAGUUCGGCAACAUUAUGAUGUCGUUUAAGAACUUUCUCUUCUUGGGUCUAAUUCUAUUUAGUUUGACUACCAUGAGUAGUGCCGCCUGGUCCUUGUUGUUCCAUGUAGAUCUAGUCCCCCCAAAUUGGCUGAUUCCUACUCCAGUGCCCAGUGAGGAGUGGUAUCGAAAUCGUCGGCAAGUUGUAGCACCCGAUUGGCUAAGAGGUCCAGUGUUACCGGUAAAUAGUCAGUCAGCUGUGGUACGUGUCACGCCACAGAAUCUUCAAGAGACAGCAGCCAUACGAGCCUCCAUACAAAAGGCAAUCAAUGAGGGAUCUUAUGUGGUGGCUACCGAUCCACAACAGUUUCAGAUUGCUUUAAGCCAAUUGGGCUAUGGCAAUCAAUGGCCAUUACAAGCCAUAAACCCAACUUUUCGUUUGGCCAAUUUUUGGCCACGUUUAGGUCAGCGUCGUCAGCUGCAGACUAAAGCGAAUCAAUAA
Molecule: messenger RNA, 549 nt
Organism: Drosophila willistoni
Lineage: Eukaryota; Metazoa; Arthropoda; Insecta; Diptera; Drosophilidae
Exons: 2
Coding region: 85-549 (154 amino acids)
Source: RefSeq, a predicted model, not a curated record